AAAAGAAAAUACUAUACAGCACUACCUCUGUGUCCCGCAUCAUCCCAGCCAGCAGCAGCGGGAGUAGUGUAAGGAGGUAUAUAAGUAAACCAAAGCCAGACAUCAGUUCCCGGAGGCAGGUUCUGGCAGGCUGUGAGCGGAUAGAGGGAGCCUGGAGAUAGAGAUGAUAUGAUCCGCAGCAUCUUUCAUACGUCCCUUUUUUCCACCCCCAGAUGACCGAUGCGUGGAGGGGGAAGGGAAUCAAAGGAAAAGUUUCGAUCAUCCGCUACUGCUUUGUUUGGUCUGAAAGCCUCGAAACGACAUCGCUCAAAAGCUGUCCUUCAGGAUGCAAAAACCGUCAGCAGCUGAGCGCAUGGUGGAGUUGGUGCGGUGGGCGAGGCGGAGGCUGCUGCUUCCCGCCACUCUGGGCACGAGGGAGCUGGUGUUCAAGGUGGACACGGGUGCCAGCUGUUCCCUUGUGCCUUGGGAUGAUGUACAGAAAGGAGGCCUUGAAGAUUUAGUGGACUUGCAGCCGGCGAAAGUCGGAGGAUUGCAGGUUUGUGGGAUCCUGCGCGCUCCUCUCAUGUGCAAGAGGAGCAUCGCACUGUGGGGCCUCAUCUAUGUGUCCGGGGAGUGCAAGGAGCCUCUGCUGGGUCUGGAUGUGCUCUUUAACCACCGCUGCAGCCUCGUGCCCAGCAGGAGUCUCCCCCACCUGGUGGUGCGAGAGAUGGCAUGUCGCGUCCCUCGCAGCGUGCCGCUCACCAGGCACCCUGUCACCCUGAACGGCCACCCUGCUGACGCUCUCUUGGACACGGGCGCCUCCCACUCCCUCAUCCCCCUGGACUUGGUACACGCCCUCGGCCUCACGGUGGUGCAGCGGCAGCGGGCAGUGACCCUCUUCUUCACUGACGGGAGUGAAGACAGCACAGAAUACGUCCCUCAUGUCUGUAUAUGUCUGGGGCCCCAGGAGGCGCUAGAGGGGGAGAGGGGAGGGUGGGAGGUGCGAGGACGUGAGCUGGACGUGUACGGACGCCACGGGGAUCUUAUUCUCGGGAUGAACGUCCUCAGGAAAUUCCGUAUGGCGUUCCACGAGGACUACAGGAUGGAGAUGUCGCCCCUCCACUGAGCGGCCCGGCCCUACCCCCUGCCCACGCACACUCUAUGCGCAUACGUGUGCACGCCGCUUGCCUGUUAACGAAGCGACACGUCACAAAGUGCACUGGGGACUCAACACGCCGUCAUUACGUUUUCUUUUACUUACGUACACGUAUAA
Molecule: messenger RNA, 1252 nt
Organism: Scylla paramamosain (green mud crab)
Lineage: Eukaryota; Metazoa; Arthropoda; Malacostraca; Decapoda; Portunidae
Exons: 2
Coding region: 326-1105 (259 amino acids)
Biological process (GO): proteolysis
Molecular function (GO): aspartic-type endopeptidase activity
Source: RefSeq, a predicted model, not a curated record